Exophiala bonariae is the source of this 1167-nucleotide messenger RNA. RefSeq lists its product as uncharacterized. Gene Ontology annotation, biological process: DNA-templated transcription. NCBI's taxonomy places the organism in Eukaryota, Fungi, Ascomycota, Eurotiomycetes, Chaetothyriales, Herpotrichiellaceae. The coding region runs from base 1 to 1167 and encodes 388 amino acids. Gene Ontology annotation, molecular function: DNA binding; zinc ion binding. The transcript has 3 exons. The record is from RefSeq and is a predicted model, not a curated record.
AUGGCCAAUCCAACAUUGGAAGCAGUCCAGAUCGCUAUUUUGCUGGGGAGCUUUCAUCUGUUCAAUGGCUCUCCCUAUCUUGGCUUUGCAAUCUUUGGAAGUGGGAUUAGGUGUGCCCAAGCUAUCGGUUUGCAUCGACAGCCUCGUGGUAGCACCGCAGAAUCCUGCAAAGUUUGGUGGGCUUUGGAAAUUGCUGACAAAUACGCAGCUGUGGCAUUUGGGCUACCAUGCGGCAUAGAUGAGUCGGACUGCAAUGUGCCAGAGACUGAUGACGACAGAGCUCAGAUAUUCUCGGCACCUCAGUCCUCGGGCAUCGUGACUUCUGUCACGUAUCAUCAGUUCAAAGCUCGCUUGUACAGAAUUAUGGGCUCUUUCCUCGGCCGAAGGAGGCAGACAGCUCAAGGUCGAACUGUAAUGGAUGUCCACGGCGAGUUGACUGAGUGGUACAAGUCUGUACCGAGUGCACUGAAAUACGAUGGUCGUACCCAUGCAUUCAGUGACCGUCCGAUACUUUUGCAGAUGCAAACCCUCUGUCUCCAGCUUGCUUACGACAAUCUUCAGAUGGUACUUUUCAGACAAGCAGUGUUUCCAAUGGAUGCGCAAGGGAGCGCACCACAGCGAGCAGAGAACAUCCGCAAACUAUCCCAAUCCGCAACCCGGACGGCCAACAUUUCGACCUUGGAUACGACGAGACAUAUUUGUCGAUCAUCACAUGCUUCGAUCCAUGCCGGUCUAUGCUCAUUUACGGCUGGCAUCGUACUCUGUAAAUUACUCGCCAACGAGACAAGUCACCAGGAGCGAGAGAGCUGGACCGAGUCGUUGCGCAAUAUCAUCACUUUCUUUGAGAAUUUCCCCAGCGAGAAUUAUCGAUUUGCAACUCAGAGCUUAAUGUUACUCAGGGCUCUGGAAGCACAUGUCAACCCCCAAGCAUCUUUGAUUGCUCCGGAAGAAAUCAUGUUUCACAGUCAAGCUCAAGCGACCAUGUUUAACAACGUCAUGGAGCCAUUCGGCAAUCCAGCAGCGUCAGCUCCGGCAGAUAUCAGCCUUACGAUAGGGCCUGGCACGGACGGGAUUGAUUUCGCUUCGACGGGUCCACUGGACGACGUCGGCCAGUUGUGGCUAUGGGCAGACAAUGGCAACGAUGACUGGCUGUCUGGUUUUUCUUGA